AGUAGAUGUAUCGUAUCUUUGUCUUGGGAAAUUCCAAUCUUGGGACUGACCAAUCCGAAAUUUUGAGUUGAUCCAGAAGAGUCCAGCCGUCGUUAUCUUAAGUUGUUAUCAAGAUAUCACUCCUGCCAGUGUUGCUCUAUGGUAGGAAAAAUACGCAGUGGCGACGCUUAAAUAUAAAGCCACUUCAACGUCCAUGCUGAUCACUCUGGACUCAAGUCGAGACGCUUUGAUCUUUUUCAACUAAGACGGUAAUUAUACUGCUUUAUCUUUUUGUUGCGAAUCAUGUCGAAGUUCUUUACUUGGGCAGAGCUUCCCGCUCGCGAAGACAUAUACCAAGAAAGAGGAACCACAAAAUGGGGCAACCACGAUUUAUAUCCCAUUGUUCCCAAAGAGCGAACAUAUGGCAGGGGCGCGUUCCUCCUGUAUUGGGUAACUUGCGGUGCUGGUCUCUCUACUUUUGCCAUCGGCAGUUCAUACCUUGCUGUUGGAUUGACUGCAGGUGAGGCUUGUGGUGCAAUUCUGAUAGGCGCUUGUAUGUCCAGCUGCAAUGCGCUUCUUUGCGGGCGUGUUGGGUCGGAGAAGCACCUUGGUUAUACUAUGAUGGCCCGAGUUUCAUUUGGACUUCGUGGCAUGUGGCUGCCGCUGUUUUUCCAAAUAAUGAGCAACAUGGUCUUUUUUGGACUUCAAGCUGUCUACGGCGGUCAAGCUAUAGGAAUUAUGCUCAGCUCCAUAUUUCCUCAAUUCAAGAAUUUGAAAAACACUCUCCCCGCCAGUGCUGGUACCACCACCCAUGACAUAAUCGGUUUCUUCCUCUACAUCAUCUGUUAUCUACCUAUUGUCAUUUGGAUCAAGCCUCAUAAACUCGAAAAGUUCAUGUGGCCUGCAUUCAUCGGCACGGUAGCCACAGUCUUUGGCAUCAUGGGAUGGGCAGUGAACGUAUAUGGAGGAUCAGCCGGUAACUUAGUUGCUCCAGCGAUAGCGCUCUCCGCCAGUGAUCGUGGAUUUCGAUUCGUUCAAUGCAUUAGCAGCGUUGUCGGUACAUACGGUGGAGCAGCAGAUCGUUUCGCUGACUGGACUCGAUUCUCCAAGAAGAAGGACUCCUAUGUGCUUGGUUCAGCAACUGCCAUGCCAGCUGUGAUCACGAUGUGUGCUUUACUUGGCGUUCUGACUGCGAGCGCAACCCGGGCUCACUAUGGUACUGCAAUGUGGCAGCCACUGACGAUUCUAUCAUAUAUUCAGAAGGAUACUUAUACACCAGGGGCACGAGCUGCAACAUUCUUUGCUGGAUUGGCGAUUUGGUCUCAUCAAAUCUUCGUCAACGUUACCCAGAACAAUGUGGGUGCGGGAAUGGAUUUAGCAGGGAUCUUUCCUCGGUAUAUUUCGACCCAGCGAGGAGCAGUUUUGCUCUGUAUUUUGGGAGUUUUAGUGCAGCCUUGGAGGUUUUUGACCCAAGCAACCGUGUUCAUUUCAGUCAUCUCAAGCUUUGGUGUUUUCUCUUCUGUUUGUACCGCAAUAUUGGUGCUCGACUACUGGAUCAUCCGCAAGCGAGCAUGGAAGGUUCCUGAUUUGUACCAAGGUGGACCAGAGUACAUCUACUGGUACUUUCAUGGCAUCAAUCUACGUGCCUGGUUCGUCUAUAUCGUUACGGUCAUUCCGUCUCUGCGUAAGAUCUCUCCUCUUCCAUACACCGGUCUCAUAGCCGAUUAUUGCACUGCAGCUGGGUUAGUGCUGAGCAUUAUGGGACGGACGAAAAGUGGUGCGGUUUAGCUGUAUCAGAUUUGUUGAAUGUUCACUCAUUGUGCAGUCAUCAUAGACUAUUAUGGUUGAGCAUAUGUUGAGGAAUGGAAGAAUCAUUACUCUUAGUUAGUGUAGUACUAGUUCAAGGGUAUGAUUUAAUGCAUAAUGCAACGACUCCACGACUGAUGACACCUGUCAUCAGCUAGUGGGAUCGAGCAUUAUAUAAAGCAUGAAGACAACCCUGUAGUUUUAAGAAAUCAAGUCAGUUAUCAC
Mollisia scopiformis is the source of this 2010-nucleotide messenger RNA. RefSeq lists its product as uncharacterized. Gene Ontology annotation, biological process: nucleobase transport; transmembrane transport. The record is from RefSeq and is a predicted model, not a curated record. The transcript has 6 exons. NCBI's taxonomy places the organism in Eukaryota, Fungi, Ascomycota, Leotiomycetes, Helotiales, Mollisiaceae. Gene Ontology annotation, molecular function: nucleobase transmembrane transporter activity. Gene Ontology annotation, cellular component: plasma membrane. The coding region runs from base 283 to 1767 and encodes 494 amino acids.